This is a messenger RNA of Hevea brasiliensis (rubber tree), 1140 nucleotides long. Its product is annotated as protein GRAVITROPIC IN THE LIGHT 1-like. Gene Ontology annotation, biological process: response to red or far red light; negative gravitropism. The transcript has a single exon. The annotation marks the transcript as partial. The record is from RefSeq and is a predicted model, not a curated record. Lineage: Eukaryota; Viridiplantae; Streptophyta; Magnoliopsida; Malpighiales; Euphorbiaceae.
UGGACUCAAAUAAAAAGGUUACUUUUGAAAAUAAUUGGGGAUAUAUCUGUAAUUCAAUUACUUGUAACACUUGCUGCAGCACCAGCACCAGAUCUUUUUGAAGCAGCGAUGAGCCAGGUGAAAGAGACUUCAAAGUCCUUUACAUCUCUUCUCUUGUCCCUCAUGCGCACUGCCCACUGGGACAUUGCUGCUGCUGUCCGCUCCAUUGAAGCCGCUGCUGCGACCACUGAAAAUAACGCUAUCAACAACCACACUACCGCCAUCGCCACCACCAUUGUAACCCACCACGCCAAGUAUGCUCUGGAGUCCUAUAUUUCUCAAAAAAUCUUCCAGGGCUUCGACCACGAGACCUUCUACAUGGAUGGUAGCCUCUCCUCGCUUCUAAAUCCAGACCAGUUCCGCCGUGACUGCUUUACUCAGUACCGAGACAUGAAAGCAAUGGACCCUAUUGAGCUUCUUGGAAUCUUGCCAACUUGUCACUUUGGCAAAUUCUGCUUCAGGAAGUAUGUUGCCAUUGUUCAUCCAAAAAUGGAGCAGUCAUUGUUUGGAAACUUGGAGCAGAGACAGCAAGUAUUGGCUGGUAGCCAUCCAAGGAGUCAGUUUUAUGGUGAGUUCUUGGGGCUAGCCAAAGCUAUUUGGUUGCUUCACUUGCUGGCAUUCUCACUCGACCCUGCACCAAAUCAGUUUGAGGCAUCUAGGGGAGCUGAGUUUCAUCCACGAUAUAUGGAGAGUGUAGUGAAAUUUUCUAGUGGCCGAAUUCCAGCUGGUCAGAUUGUGGGGUUCCCUGUUAGUCCUGGGUUCAAGCUUGGAAAUGGAUCAGUCAUCAAGGCUAGGGUUUAUCUAGUGCCCAGGACAUGAGUUUUUUCGGAUUUCGGUUGAUGAAUGUAAUUUCUGUGCGGUAGUAUGUAAUGGACAAUUUGGCUAUAGGGAUGAUAGGUUACGGAUGCUAAGCAGCGUGUUGUUUUGUUGGGGAUGGGAUUCGCGGCCUGCUGUCAAAAUCCACAAGGCUAUUUCGAACAUAUUAUACAUCCAUCAAGUUUGUUUGUGUUCUACACUUCCAAGCCUCUGAAAAAACAUUCGUGCUUCAGGAAGUAUGAUUAUUGCUUGAAACAAUAGCAGUUCAGAUUCAAGAUUCGUCUA